AUGCCCGCGAAGAAGUUGCCCCCCAAAGCGGCCGCACCGGCAGCCAGCACGGUCAGUGCGAAGGAGGCGUUCUGGAACACCCUCGACGAGGAGGAUGCAAAGAUCGCCAAAGCGUGGGACUGCUCGAGCCAGGAGCAUCUCGACAAAGUAAAGGCGAAGAAGAAGGCUGAUGAGCAGAAAGCCAAAACCCAGCAGUACUACGACCUCAAGAAAGCUGAGCGCAACCAGCAGUGGGAGAAGGAAGAACAGAAGAAGCAACGCGAGAAGGCGCGGGAGGAGAGAAAGCAGGAAGAAGAGUUUGAGAAGGUCAAGAAGCGCGCCUUUGCCGAGAAAGUGGUGGAGGCCGUCUGGUACGACGACAACAAGUGCUGGAGAAGUGGCUACGUGGGCUUGGCGAGAUGUUCAAGAAUGUCCCCGAAGGCACAGAUCAGCCCUGGAACGUGGAAGGAGGUCCAGGGGGAGUUCUUCUGCACUUUGUGCGAGAAAAGCCCCAACGGCUCCUCACUUGAGGGGCAUCUCAACAGCGAGGCCCACAAGAAGAAGUUGGCCUGGGCCACGGGCACCGGAUACACGGCGGCGCCGGCCGCCGCAGCCCCAGCCGCGCCCCAGCUCUGCUUGCCGUGCCCGCCAACGCCCGCGGAUCUUCCAUCCUGGCAGCAGAUGGGCCCCGAUGGCCUUGUCCGGUGCCUCCCCUGCGGCAAGGUCGUCGACGACAACCAUUUGAUGACAGGCGACCAUACUCGGCGCUUGACGCAAUUCUUGGAACAGGAGAAGAUCAAGAUCACGGGCUACGCCCCGCCUGCGCUAGAGUACUUGGCCUGGGUCCCCUGCGACGACAACGAUCCCAACAGCGAGCGCUGGAUGAAGUGCCUGCUCUGCAGCAAAUGGGUGCAGGAUGAGACGAGCCACUCGGGCACGCCAAGCAAGCCAGAAGGCUCCAAGGAGCACCAAAAGAACCUGAGGAACUACGACUGGUACAAGGCCACGGUGGUCCAGCAACGCCAGAAGUACCAUCCGGUGGGAGCCGUGUCCAAGGCCGGGCCAAAGGCGCCAGCGAAGGUCCCACCUCCGCCGCCGCCCACCGAUGCCCGCCCGAAGCCAACGCCAGCUCCUUGGGGGCCGCCCAUUACCAAGGCGCCACCCGCAAAGCAGCCGCCACCCUCCAGGCCAUUCCUGGACCCGGAGCCGGACGACGAUGACGUGGAGGAGUGCUGA
Symbiodinium natans is the source of this 1215-nucleotide messenger RNA. The record is from the annotation of a GenBank genome assembly. Lineage: Eukaryota; Dinophyceae; Suessiales; Symbiodiniaceae.